Molecule: messenger RNA, 399 nt
Organism: Saccharomyces eubayanus
Lineage: Eukaryota; Fungi; Ascomycota; Saccharomycetes; Saccharomycetales; Saccharomycetaceae
Gene: BOS1
Product: Bos1p
Exons: 1
Coding region: 1-399 (132 amino acids)
Source: RefSeq, a predicted model, not a curated record
AUGAUGGAAUCUGAUAACCCCUUCAGCACAUCAGAGGCAAUGAUGAAUAAAAGGAACGUUGGAGGAGCGAGUGCGAAUAGCAGAGAAGGGUCCAGCAACGGCGGAGGCCUACCGCUAUAUCAGGGGAUGCAGAAGGAGCAGACGGUUUUUGAAAGAGGUAACGCUCAACUGGACUACAUCCUGGAAAUGGGUCAACAAUCGUUCGAGGAUAUCAUGGAGCAAAACAAGAUUUUAUCCAAAGUACAAGACCAAAUGUCAAAUGGCCUCAGAACGUUGGGUGUUUCGGAACAAACCAUUUCUUCUAUUAACAAGAGAGUUUUUAAAGACAAACUUGUCUUUUGGAUUGCAUUAAUCCUUUUAAUCAUAGGUAUUUAUUUUGUCUUAAAAUGGUUAAGGUAG